Fusarium proliferatum ET1 is the source of this 1590-nucleotide messenger RNA. RefSeq names its product putative ANP1 protein. Gene Ontology annotation, biological process: cell wall mannoprotein biosynthetic process; protein N-linked glycosylation. Gene Ontology annotation, molecular function: alpha-1,6-mannosyltransferase activity. Gene Ontology annotation, cellular component: mannan polymerase complex. Lineage: Eukaryota; Fungi; Ascomycota; Sordariomycetes; Hypocreales; Nectriaceae. Bases 1 to 1590 code for a protein of 529 amino acids. The record is from RefSeq and is a predicted model, not a curated record. The transcript is spliced from 5 exons.
AUGAUGCCCCGGCAUCAUGCCGCCGCCUUUUCGAAUGGCUAUCCUCGUGGGAAUACCUUUGACAUCUCCCCUCACAAGUUCCAGCCGCGCACUUUGACGCCUGCCCAACGGCGUCGCAAUAAACUUCUCGUCCGCCUAUGCAUUUUAGCGGCGAUACUGUUCGCUUUUAGUCUCUGGCUUUGGCCUUCCAGCCCCGUGGCUUCGCUGGUAUCUUUCGGACUCCUUUCUGCUGGUGGUGCACCAGAACUUGAGACAGUUCGAUACUACGACUUGACCACCGUCCAGGGCACUGCUCGUGGCUGGGAACGCGAAGAGCGCAUUCUGUUAUGUGUACCACUACGUGAUGCCGAGGCACACUUGGGAAUGUUCUUUUCGCAUAUGCGCAAUCUCACAUAUCCGCACCACUUGAUCGACCUUGCCUUUCUCGUGUCCGAUUCCAAAGACAAUACUCUAAAGGUUCUUUCUGAUAGUUUGGAGGCCAUCCAAGCCGACCAGGAUCCUAAGCAACCAUACGGGGAGAUCUCAAUCAUCGAGAAAGACUUCGGGCAGAAGGUCAACCAGGAUGUCGAAAGUCGCCACGGUUUCGCUGCUCAGGCCAGCCGACGAAAGCUGAUGGCGCAAGCCCGAAAUUGGCUUCUGAGCGCAGCUCUGCGGCCGUACCACUCCUGGGUUUAUUGGCGCGACGUAGACGUUGAAACAGCACCUUUCACCAUUUUGGAGGAUCUCAUGCGCCAUAACAAGGACGUCAUCGUUCCCAAUGUUUGGCGACCAUUGCCUGACUGGCUCGGUGGUGAACAGCCCUACGAUUUGAACUCAUGGCAGGAGUCUGAGACAGCUUUGGCCCUCGCCGACACACUUGAUGAAGAUGCUGUCAUUGUUGAAGGUUAUGCCGAAUAUGCCACAUGGCGUCCUCAUUUAGCGUACCUCCGUGACCCCUUUGGUGAUCCCGACAUGGAAAUGGAAAUUGAUGGUGUUGGGGGUGUCAGUAUUCUUGCAAAAGCCAAAGUCUUCCGAUCCGGUGUUCACUUUCCAGCCUUCAGUUUCGAGAAGCACGCAGAGACAGAAGGUUUCGGCAAGAUGUCCAAGAGAAUGGGGUACUCAGUCAUUGGUCUACCUCAUUAUACCAUCUGGCAUUUGUAUGAGCCUAGUGUGGAUGAUAUCCGCCAUAUGGAGGAGAUGGAGCGGGAACGACUUGCCCGGGAAAAGCAAGAGGAAGAGAAGAAAAAGAACCAACAAAAGAUCAAAGAAGAGUAUAGUGACACCCGCAACGAGUGGGAGAAGGAUAAGCAAGAGAUGCAGAAUCUGGCAGCUCAGCCAAAGCCCGUGAAAGACACACAGAAAGCUCCCAGCCGAGAUGGGUUGGCCCAGCCCCAUAAUCAACAACCUGGUUCUGGCAACCAAGCCAAGGCGGGCUCAGUUAAUGCCGCUCAAGGCGACAUCAAAGCGCAAGUGGUCAAGCAGGAGGGUAACGCAGCAAGACAAGAAGGCAAAGCGGUUCAAAAGGGAGACAAACGAGCUGCUGUUGGUGCACAAGAUGUGCCCCAAGCCAACCCAGGGGCCGCUCAGCAAGUCGGUAAUGCGGCUGCUUGA